CAGUCAAAACAUUAAAGAUGGCGAACAUGGCGAGUGGUAUGUACCAGCAAAUGGUGGUGCCCGCGCCUUACCACUUCCACCAGCCGCAACCACAGCCCAUGCCUGCGGUGCCACCCGAACCCGAACCCAAGAAGGAACCCAAAAAGCGUAAAAAACCCGCGGAAAAGCUCAAUGGAGAGAAGAAGAAGCCGCGAAUCAUCGGUCAGACGGCGUACAUGUCAGGCAUGAGAGUGGACACUGGGGCAGUGGAGGUGGAAGAGUGCUCUCGCUGCAACAAAAAGAAGUGUUUUAAGCAUGGCGAUGCUAAGAAUAAAAAUCAGAUGUCUAAGAAAACUCCAGAAGAUACAGUAUUACAGAUGAAGAAGCAUAUGCUAAAGUUGCUUUCAAUGCAUGACUAUACAGUAUUUUGUAAAGCAGAGAAGAAUGGUCAAGUAGAUGUAGAUAUCUCCAAGAUGCACCGAUCCUACCUGGAGGAACAUGAGCCACAGGCAUUUGAGCCACCACCAUCGAAUGAUCCAAAUAGAGAAUACAAACCUAAGGUGAAACAGUGGCUGUAUAGAAAAAUAUUUUUAGAUGAAUUUAAGAGCUUCGAAUACAAUGAAUGUAAACGACAUAUUGGAGACUUGAGACGCAGUAUAGAAAGUGUGAUGAUUCAGAAAAAGAAGAAAGCCCCUAAACCCAAACCUCCGGCUCCUCCCCCUCAACAUCAGGUUAUACCACAGGAUUAUAGCAUGAACAACCACAGUGCAAGUAAUGGUGGACCCACUGAUAUGAGUCGAACAGCUAUGCCUCCCCCUGGAACAAUUGUUACCACCACCACACAUCCACCAGUCAGUACUGCACCGGGUGGCUACCAACCCAACUUGAUGAAUCUGGGUGUGGAAACAUCAUCUGCACCAGUGUCCUCUAUGGCAGCUAUGGGUGCAACUUCAACACUUCACAAUUCUCUAGCUACUUAUAUGACUCAGCAGGUACAACCUAACUUGUUGUUUGGCUUAGGACAACAACAGCAACCACCACCUGCACAACAACAGCCCCUUAAUUUACAAACCUCUCAUCAAGGUCAGCCAACUAUGCAAGCACCCCCUCACCAAGCUCCAGGAGCUGCAGCCCCACCGAGUGCUGCACCUCCGUUGCCACUUAAUUUACACAAUCCCUAUUAUGUCUCGCUGGGACCAAUGUUGCCUCUUCCAAUGUCUACGCCGCAACAUAACCACCAACAACAGUUCCAGCAGAAUAUGUUGCAACAGCAACAGGGGAUUCCAGGGGGGUUUAACCAACACACUAUGUACCAGUGAGGCAAGGCGGCCCCCAGCCCCACCCACUACCCGUCCCCUGUGCCAGCACAACACCGAAACCAAUAUUGUCCAUACACACGAAUGCCAGCUAUAUCUGGCUCCUAUCAGUAUACCUGGUCUGUGGCAUCUCCCGUGGCACCAAAUAACUCGUUGGCUACAACACGACAAGUAGACUUUCCUUCUUCGUUAGCUUCACAACCACAGCACUGCUACCCAGCUAAUUCUUUACCACAGCUGUCUUCACAAAACUUUCCACAUGUGACAACUUCUCUUCCACCUACCACUUCUAAUCAUGCAUGUAAUGCUUUAUCACAACCAUUAUACCAAAAUCAAUGCACAAAUUCUUCCCUUUCUUCAGAUACAUCAGACCAUCAAAGGGUUUCCCCUGUUCAGACUACUUCAGUGAUGUCACAAAGCCCACUUUCCACAUCAUCUCAACCUACCUCACAUAAUGUUACAACAUCUAACCCGACUUCCACGUCACAACAGAUCAUUACUACCAGUUCCUCGUCAGGUACAUUACAAAGUCAUUAUGCACCAAAAGCAGUGCAACAUGUCCUUAUGGUCAACCCUCCCCAUAAUGCUUUACCGAAUAGCUAUUCACCCAGUGUUCAUGUUUCCCCAACACAAUUGAUAUUAGAUAAAAACAACUCGGGACUAUCUGGUAGCCAGCAACUAACAAACCAGAAAGGUGGAGCCACAGCCCAACAGACUUAUAUGCCAAUGUAGUUAAAAUUUAUAUUUAUCAAAGUUUUAUCUUCAGGCACUUGUUAGUAUACAAUAUUGUAAGAUAGUGAUAUAUAAAGUAGUUGCAGUUUAUCAAUUGCAACUGUUUUCUGUGUAUGUGUGUGUGAUGUGUCUGGUACAGAUAAGGUAAGUGGCCAUGCACAUGAAUACAAAUAAAAAUUAUCUUAGGGACUACGGGGCCGAGCUGAUGGAAUCUCUCGUUGGCUUAUUGCAGAUUUGGCAUUAGAUGCAAAUAAGCAAAUGGGAGUGGCAAAUGCCAUCACAAAACUCCUAAACACUGGUUCGUCCUCUGUAAUUAUAUUAUUAAAAUAGGACAUUACGAAACACUGUAAGCCUUAUUGGGCUGAAUUUUAUACUUUUUCAUCUCAUAAACAGACUCGUAAACAGACUGUACAAAAACUAAGAUAAUUUUUUUCUUAUGGUUAUCUGGAUCUUCCUUUCCAACCAGUACACCAAUUUUGAACAGAUAAGUUGUAUUUGUUCAUUAUUCAAAGUGGCCAAUUCAAGAAACUUGUGAAUACUGUACAUUUAUUUUUCUUCCAUACUUUAGCAGUGAAAAUAUUUGUUUAGUUAAAACCAAAAAGUUUGCAUGGGCUUCCUCAGAACGGGACCUUUGAAAGUCUACUUAUUAUUCUUGUAACAAGACUAGAGUGCAGUGUUCAAGGUGAACUUCUGCUUUGGAAACUGAUACCACUUGUCCAAAUGUCUGUGAUGAAUCCCAUUACUUCCUUCCUCUCUACAUGUGUAGCCUCUUGGGCUGGAAGUCUUUGUUUGAAAAUUGAAUUCCAUAAAUGUGAUUAUAUCAUGCUAUGCAGAAUCUUUAUUGUUUGAGUCUCUCUCUUUUUAAAUUGUUUACAAUCCCUUGGUGAUUUUGAAGCUGGUUCAUGAACCUUAUGCUUCAGAUGUUUUAUACAAGUUGUUGUGCUUUAAUCAUAGUUCACUUGCAUCAACUAUGGUAAAAAUACAGUGUUAAGUGUUGGGGUUGCAAUGUUUUGCGAGAUUUUUUUUUAUUUGCAUCAUUCUGUGUUGUGUGUAAAUAUUUGGUUUCUUUGUGUGCUCAAGACUGAUAAGAGCUAAAUGUUGUUUUGAGCAAUGUCUUUUAAAUUGCUGUUCCUCAGAAUUAAGUUAUGUGCAUAGAAGUAUAUUUUUGCCAUAUUUAUACAAAUGAUAAAUCAGAAGCACACAUUUUGAAGAACCAUGCGGCGGUUAGUUUAAAAUAAAAUAUACCUGUAUAUGUAAAGGCUGGAUCAACAGUUGCCCUUUAUUCUAGUACCGGAAUUCCUCAUCAGUAGAUAUAUUACUGUACUUCAUAUUUAUGCAUAGAAAUUAUCUUCCAAAUUGUCAUCAGAUCAUUCAUAUUGUAGUAUUUAAACAAUUUUGAGUCACUAGUUCAGGCUUCCCUGAACCCAGGUGCAUGGGCUUUGACCUACAAACUUGUGGAUCAUAUGAUACAUCCAGUAGUUCUGAAGUUACAUCCAGUAGUACUCAAGGACUCGGCAGUAUUGUCAGCCAGUAUCGCAGAGAAAAUUUCAAAAUGUUUACAUAUGUUUUAUGUAUGUAUGCAAGCUAAUUGAAGGAAAAUAGCUGAAUGAAUAUGGGCCCCAGUGUGUACUCUACAAUCAAUAGAGGUUAUAACAGAUCUGAGCAUAUAAAUUACCUUCAUGAAAUAUCCCAGGCUCGACACAUUACUGUACUUGAACAAAUGUGUUAUGUUCAUCUAAUUUUGUUUUACCCUGGACUAGGCAAAGGAUUACAUUGGGAAGGGCCAUGAAGCAGCAAGAAAUAAAUAUCAUUAAGUAACUUUGUCAGAAAAAACAUUCGAGACUGAAGUGCAAUUGUUUGCUUCGGUUUUUUAAAUAAAACAAAUGGUACACUGAUAUUCAUUUUAAUAUUUCAUAUGAAAAAGAUGCAUAUCACAUUUAUAUUCCUCAUACAAUAUUUUUUGUAUGGUAUUGUAUACAGUACUAUUAAUCUAUGUAAAUAUCAUUUAAGCAUUCACAAUAAAUUAAAUUUCAUAUAUUUUAAAAAUAAUGGCAGCUUUGAUUCAAUUCCAUGCUCAGAAUGGAAAGGUUUUUGCCAAGUCUUGAGAUAAGUGUUAUAAUGGAUUUUUACAGUCAUCAUAACACACGAUGGAUUUGUUUUAUUACAUUAUUGUUUUAUUUUAUAUUAUUUCACGGAGCUGCAUAUUUUGUGGUACAGUACUUUGAUUCUGUAUGUGAUAGUGGACUUGCAUAAAGAAAUUGCUCUCAGGUUCUAUGUGUCGUAUAGAAAAAUUAAUCAAAUCCUAUUCUACAGUAUUGUAAAUAGUACUAAUAGUUUAGGUACAAAGGGAUACUCCAGAUAGGUAUGGACGCAGAGGUUUAUUUAACACUUAUAAAAGUUGGACUCGUGUCUUAUGAUUUUAGUUUCCCGAAGAAUAGGAAAGCGAAACACUUUCAGAUAAAAUUGAUGUGUUGCUUGUCAUGAGUGCUAUGUGGUGGUUUAUAUUUUUGUAUUGAUUGUAUGUACAAUGCUUACAAGUUUGUGCUGGCAGCUGCAAGUGUCUUGUGGCUGAUCAUACCAAUAGUAAUCUCAAGCAGAUUUUGUGAUAGCUCUUUAGAACAUAUGCCUGGCCCCUGGCUUCUAAUGCAUCUUUAAUGAGUUGAUAGUGAUGCUAGAUGGACAUGCUGUAUAUCGUUCUCGUACACCGUCACAGUACAGAUUUUUAGCAAUAAUUGUGGAAAUUGUAAAUUUUUGUGUAGCUUCCCAUCUAUAUCCAGCAUUUUAACUAGGGGGGGGUUGUUCUUAAAUAUUUUCUGAUUUUUUUUUUUGUUCACAUGAAAGUAGUCACAUCUCAAUGGGUUUGAGGUGAAUUACUAUAGUAUUAAAGGAGAGUUCAAGUAUGGUGUGUUUUUCCUAAUUUAGGCAGGUACGGGAACGGUGUCUAAUGUCAGAAGUGUCAAAACCUCAAGGUUGCAAUUGUGCUGCAGUUAUUUAUAUUUAGGAUUGGUGACAGAUGUGCCAAUAAAUGCUGCACAUGUAUAAUGAACUAAAUUAAAAAUUAUAAAUUCUUAACAUUUAAAAUGUCAUAAAUUAGGCAUUAAAUAAGUAACUUUAGAUUUUGGCCAUAAUAACUAUUUUUAGUAAAAUCUGUUUUGUAUACUUAUUGGGCUUUGAUAAAAUUUCAGCAGUGCAAGUUCUAUAUUACAGAACAAUAUUGUUGGGAUGUAUCAGUGUUUUUUCAUAUUAUUCUUAUAGUACAGUACUGUACUGUAUUCUACUUAUAUUAAGCAAAAGUAUUAUCUGACAUGACAACAACAGCCAUUAAAUUAAAUAUUUUAAAUAGACAUAAAAAUUCCAAUUGUUACAUUUAUACUGUAAUUUUUUCACUAAUAACUGGUGAUACAGGUACUGCAUAUUUAUUUAAUUGUGUUAAUUUAACACAAAUUACUUGCUGUAUGUAAUCUGACAUAAUUUAAUGUAGACGAGUCUGCAGUGAAUAACACUUGAAAUGUUACUACUUGUAGCAACAAAUGAAGUGUUCUUAUCAUUAAACUUCAUUUGCAUGCUGCUGUCAUCAAAUAUAUAGUAAAACCUCCAGUUAUAUGUGGAGUUAUGUUUCUAGGUCCUUCAUGCAUUAUUACUUUCACGUACUGUAUUUUUGUUAAUUGGACACUGCUAUGUAGUUAUACUGACUUAGUGCUUUCUGUUGAUAAUUACUUUAGACUGGUUAAUAGUAAGUAAUGGGUACGAGUUCUCGGCAUUGAAAGUUAAUAAAAAACAUUAAAGUAAAAUGCAUAACGAUAAUUGUGUAAGUGUAAUGCUUUACUCUUUUCUCAUUUACAGAAAGAACUAUAACAGCCUCGAUUAAGGCCACAAUGUGUGUGAUAACACAUUGUUCAUGGUGAUAAUGUUACUGUGUUGGAAAGACAUUGAUUAAUAUUUCAGGGUACUAAUUGAAUCACUAGCAGGUAAACAGCUAUUGAGAAGGGCAGACUGCUGCGAUGGGCAUUAUCUUCAAUACUUCGCAGGGAUCCUUCAGUGUCCCUAUUCACGCUUGUAUCCCAUUUUAAUCAGUACACGCGUUCUGAACCUGGCAUGCACUGUUUCUCAAUCUUUUACUACAAGACCGGUAAGUUUACAAAAGUCUUUCUCUGUGAGUGUUCGUAAAGUUUUGCCAUGUAUUGUGCCAACAUUGCAUCCAUGGAAAAUCUUGAUUGUUACGUUAUGCCAAGCUCUGACCUGCGUAGUGAAAAGGUUUUAUCCUUUCCUUGCCACCCCCUCACAUUCCUGAUAGUAUUUCAGUUUUUUUUUUUUUAGAUAAUCAAAAUUUGUGUGUAAUUCUACUAGGAAAAUCUAGGCAGACCAGCUUGAGUGUGUUUAGGUUAGGUUUGCUUGAUAUAGCUCUCCUUUACUUCUUGCUCAUCUGUGUUGUGUGUCUAUCAUUUGCAUCCUCUUCUGAUAGGUCAUCAGUGAGGAGGUACAGUAACUCAAUUAUCAAAUAUUGUAGAAUUGCUCAAUUUGUGAUCUCCUAGACAUGCAAACUCUGCCUGAGAAUUACUUAACACCAACCCUAUGACGGUGCUUUGGCAUAGAUACGAGCCUGGGGAAAUGCUGGCCCCAAGCCGGGCUCGGGUAGUAGAAGAACUCCCGAAACCCUCUCCAGGUAUGCUAGGACACUGCUACUAUUGAAAAUUUGCUAGGAGUAACUCAUUGGAGGAUUAUAGGAACCUUGCAAUAGCCAUAAGCUUCCUGUCACUAUUAUGGCCAACACACAAAAGUACUGCAAAUAAAGAACAAAUUUCAAAUUACAGUAAUAUUUAAAAUGCUUGAUUACUUAAUGCAUGGUUUACCUGCUAAAGAACUCUUGCCCUAUUGUAUGUUCUUGUAUUAAAUUGAUAAAGACUUGUGUGUGAUAACCAGGCAAAGACUGCAGGCUCCCACAGUUCUGAACGUUGGGUGUCAAAUAUGACACUCGGAAGAUGGUGCAGUGUAGCUUGUGAAAUGUGGAGGAGAGGUAUCUUCAUGCACUACAUUAUUAAAUGAAGUGAUGUAUAUGUUGUGAAUAAAUACAUUUAUAUUAUUACCAGGUAUUUACAUUCCUAGAAUGUAAAAAAAAAAAAAAUCUUUCCGAUUACAGUUCUCAUUUUUCAAAUGCGUCAAAGUUUUUAUAACAUUAAUUAAAGUGACUGCACUAGUCCAUGGAUAUUUAAUGGUUGAUUGGAUCCUAUCUCCUGCACUAUUCAUUCAAAAUAUUUGCUUAAUUUCCUGGUUUCCAAUUUUUCAGAAAUACUGUAUAGUGUAUAUAUUUGCCUUUGGUACUGUUCUGUAGAUCAAAAUUAGUUUAAAAGUUAAUUUUACACAUAUAAUAAAAUGCACAAAAUUUGUGUGAAUUGACUGUCCAAGAAAGAGGACUAUGACAGAAGCAGAGACUUUAAAUGUUACUUUCUCUUAAUUCUCAAUGUUGAACCACAAUAUUGUUAAUGAGAAUGUUUCAGUUACAUGGCCUCCAGAACAUUGCACCCCUUGCAGAAUUUAAGAACUUUACUUCUAACUUCUAAAUUUUUCUUAGUAUGUAUCUGACCUUAAUUAUUUGAAUGGAUUUCUUGCUCUUUAAAUUCUAGUUUUGUAGAGCAUAUAAAAGGAAGUUUCAGUACUUUUAUUUGCCAAAUCAAAAUUCAUAAUUAUAUAGGUAAAUCAUGGAGCAUUGAAGCUGCAUCUUCCAUGCUUAAAUAAGAUAAAACUGACUAUUACUCUCUCUCUUUAAAGUGAUAUUCCAUUAGCCAUCCCACUUUAAUGUGAGGGGGAAAUGGCUUAUUAGAUUUACUGUAUAGAAAUAGGUUACUUUGAGGAUCAAAUUGGUCACAAGUUCAAUUAACAUGUAUAUUUUUGGGUUGAGGUUCACUAAUUAUCUCAUUCACCAGCUUAUAGUUCACUCCAUUAACAAAGCAACAAGCAGUUAAUGAAAUAAAUUUAUCCUAUAUGAUAAAUGUUCCUGUAGAGAUGGGUUAUUAUUGAACUCUCUUUACCUUGAGGUACAGUAUACAGCUACCAUUAGUGACUCGCAGUAUAGCCAUAAGGUAGGAUUACAGUGUAUUCCAAACAAAUGGUGCAGCUCAUUUCAAAGUCAUUUUUUUUUAUUAAACUAGUGAUGAUACUCUUUUUAAGUAUUUUUUUCAAUUUUUUUUCUUUGAAGAUAUGUUUUAAAGUUCUGUGCAAAUUUCCCAUUAAAGGUUUUCUUGGUUGUGAUGAUGUACUAUUUUCUAGAUAUCCAAUGGGAAGAACCAUACAUUUGUUCUUACAGAUUCCUUUAAUAUUUUAUGUAAAUUAAAAGUGAAUAGAUAUUUUUGUAUAAAAGUGGAUGAUGUUAACUGUAUUUUACUUUUAUUUGUGUUAUACACCAUAUUAUUCAUUCUUACUCUUUAUGUUGUGUUGUGUAAGUAUGCACAUGACUUUUGAGCAAUGGGACAAUGAGUCUAGCAGGUAAAUAUGAUAAAGAAAUAAACAUUACUGUAAUGGAACUUUACAUGGGGGUGUGCUAGAGUUAUGAGGGUGCUUUUCAAACCUAUUUUAAUACUGCCAGCCUUUUUACUCUAAAUUCAAUUCAUUUUCCUACUUAAUACUCCUUAAAACCACGAAAACUACUUUAAUCAGCAAUGUAAAUAACGGAUGACUUUUUGUGGAUUAUUGCAUAAUUAGUGGUUUGCUGUAUGAGAUAGUAUUUUGAGCAUGCCUCUUGACUAGACGUACUCCCAGAAUAAAUCCAGUUUAAAUUUUUAUGCUUUACAUUUUGUACUUGUAUAUAAAUAUACAUAUAUAAAUAUAUAUAUUUUAUUAUAUUGUACUUUACAAAGUAUUUGAUAGUAAUUCUUCCCAGUGCUUAUUAAACCAAUACCUCAUGCCAUAUUUGAUGAGCCAGUCAGCGGGGCAUUACUGUAAAAUGAUGGUUGUUUUAAGACUAUAUCAGGAUGUUGGCUGAAUUCAGUUCAUUCCUGGGUUAAGAAAAUCGAGUAGUGCAUUUGGAUUUCGUGUGUGUAUUGUACUAAUACUUAUUAUAGGACAUUGCUGAAGAUUGGAGAGAGCAGCAUUGUCAAUGUGAACAAUACAGUGAAAUAUUAAAUUUUACAAAUGUUUUUUUAAAUACUGAUUUAAAUAUAUCAUUUUUCAAACUUGAGCAGGAUGGGUGUACUUGGAGUAUGGAGUUUCAGAAUUCAACUAGAUUGAGAGAUGUAUGUGCAUGUUAUUGUAGCAGAGUCUGGAAAAUAGUAGUAUAAAUUUUGCUUUUACUCCAUAUGAUCUCAGGAUAAUUGAACUUCAAUUUUGGCAGUGUUGUAGGAUUAAGACAUCCACGAUCUUUGUACCAAAUGGUUACUUGUGCAAGUUUCAUUAGACUCUGAUGCCUGUUUACUUUCCUUUGUUAAUCUUUUUUUUUUUUAGUUUUACAGUAUUUGUAUACUUAAUUUGGUUGCUUCAUUUGGUAGCUCAGUAUUUAUGAAAACCCUCAACAUACUCAUGGAUAAAUUUCAAGCGAGACUUAAUUUCAAACAUACCUGUUGUAUGUCAUUUAUAAUCUGUAAAUGCUUUGACUCUGCUAAUACAAUAACAAUACAUAUAUCAAAUAUACAGUACUGUAUAUAGUUGCUUAACAAACAAAAUCUACCUUUGUCACUGUAUGAUAACAGAUCUUCAGGUAUGUGAUAUUGUUACAUGCCUGCCAAUUAUUGGCAUUCUUACAUGAAUAAAUAACCUUGCAGAUACAGGUUUAUGCGUGAUAAGUAAUCUAUGAAGACAAGCCAUGUCUUUUGUUUGAUGUAAAUUUAUUUAAAUUUGACUUUUCUCAUUUCAUUAAAACAGGUGUAUGCAGUUAGUGUUUAUGGUAAUCUUUGAUCUUAAUGUCUAAAUUGGCUAUAAUAUUGGUAGAAUAAUUAAUCUAAAGUAUUCCUUGACAAAUAAGUUUUAUUUUAUUAGUUACUCUUAACAUACAAGCUACUGUAUUUACAAUAUAAAACAUGCUAAGGGACCCUACCUCAAUUUAUUUUAUAUUUGUGUAUAUAUAUAUAUAUAUACACACACACAGUAUAAUAAAUUAUACAAAUCCUGUCUACAUUAAUAAAUUUUUUGGGAGUGAAAAGGAGCAAAGGAGUUUUUGUUUUCAAAGAUGGGGCGUAUUACUAGGGAGGUUCCAGUGGGUAUGGUGUGGCUCUUCCCUUUUAAAAGCGUGCGCUGCUGUGCCACUCCCCCCUACAUACACCCAGUCUCCCUCCUUCGGAGAAUGGGUGCAUGUGCACCUUUACCCACCCUUUCUUUCACGUGCUGAUGCAAUAUGCAGUGCCAUCAGAGGGAUUGCAAUUUGCCCUAACCUUUUUCAUUUUGCCAUCUUCCUUCUAUCUUGUUAGUAUGGUUAGCUAUAACUAUUACUGUUUGGAUUCUUUUAUCUAUGAUUAUUAGUUUUCCUAAUAAAUUCUACCUAUUUUUGUUUAACUCAUUUACGUAUGUGCCUGUUAAAAACGCUUCAUUCAUCAUACAGUAAAUACUGGUACACUACAUUUAAAUAUUUCAUAUGACUUCCUGAUAAUUUACACCUGCAAUGUUCACUUGCUUCACCUACAACAUUUACACUGCUACCUGUUAGAAAUCAAGUAAUGCUUCCUCAUUUUCUUUUCAUGUGUGUAGUUAAUGAACACUAAAAUUUCACUGUUCAAUAUUAUAUUUUGUGCUGUAUUUUCAUUAUAUUUAAUGUUGCAUUGUUGAUUGUUCACAUAUAAUUUACACACAUUUACAUUAUAUUACACUUUAUUUAUUUUAUAAAUAAAGUUGUACAUUCUC
This is a messenger RNA of Procambarus clarkii (red swamp crayfish), 10850 nucleotides long. RefSeq lists its product as uncharacterized. Lineage: Eukaryota; Metazoa; Arthropoda; Malacostraca; Decapoda; Cambaridae. The record is from RefSeq and is a predicted model, not a curated record.